AUAUGACAUUUCGACAUAUUUUAUUAAACGUCGGAUUAAUAUUAAUGAUAAUUAUACUAUUUACUGAAAAAUUUGCUAAAAGUGACACUGAACUUUAUAACAAUGUGUUGAAUAGCAUUCCUGUAAUACCACUGCAUUAUGAUGUCAAAAUAAAUUUUAAAGUAUCCAAAAAUAUCUUUUUUGGAGAAUGCAAUAUUAUCAUCCAAAUUAAAGAUUUAACAGAAAAUAUAACUAUAAUGAGUUCAAGAAUUUUCAGUAUAGUAAACAUAAGCCUGAUUGACAACAAUAAUAAUCAAAUAAUCAAUAUUCCGAAUUUUUCAUUUAUCAAUAAACCGCUUAAUAAGACGUACAUUUUUUUGGAUUUUAUCGAGUCAUCAAUGCUAUUUCUAUCUCUUGGUACGUAUAUCUUAAAAAUGAUAUAUGUGCAAACCAUAUUAGAUAGCGGAGAUUAUUUCGAAUCUUUCUACACACAUAAAGGAGAAUUAUUACGCAACAAAGGUAUUAAACUAAUAAAAGCAGGAGAACUAUUUCCAUGUUGGGACGAGCCUGUAUUUAAAUCAACUUUUAAGAUUUCUAUCUUGCAUCAUAAAAACUACACAUUUUUGUCGAGUAUGUCGAUACGAGAGCAAUUUGAAGAUGUGAAUGACAUGAUGUGGACUCACUUUGACAAAUCAUAUUCAAUAUCCGCUCAACAUUUAACAAUUGUGAUAAUUGAAAUAAUUAAAUUCAGUUAUUUCUCGAUUUUUUACGAAAAUGUCAAAUUUUGGUAUAGAAUGGAGGCAGUAGAACAGAUGCAAUUUGCAAAUGACAUUGUCGGAGAUGUCUUGUACCGUUUGGAACAAAAAAGUAUAACAAAUAUAUCAAAAAUAGAUUAUGUUGUAAUUAAAGACUUUCAAUACAGUAACGUAAAGUCACGGGGAUUCGUUCUAUUAAGGGAAGAAGAUGUUAUUUAUAAUAAUACAAUAGAUCACAAUGUCCGUAAAAUGGAAGUGGCAAACUUAAUAGCGCGUGAAACGAUAUUUUGUUGGUACAGCGAUGUGUUUCUGUGGUCAAAGGAAGGAUUUAUUACAUUUCUUGCAGCCGAUAUUUUGAAUCAGGCUCAAUAUCGCACGAUGGAUUUAUUUGUCGUCCAAACACAACAGGAAUCUUUACGUUUCGAUACUCUCCCUGUAGAUUCACAUCCAUUAUACACCGCAAACAUCUCUGCAGUUAAUUCAUUUCAAUCGUCUUUUCAAUAUAUCAAAUCAUUCAUUGCAUGGCGCAUGUUAUAUCAUCUAGUAUCUUACAAUGUGUUCUGGACUGGUAUUCGCACAUAUAUAAUGCAAUAUAAUCAGUCAAAUGUACACGUCGACCAAUUGUGGAAUAUUAUACAAAUUGUUUUCGAUAAUUAUGGCAGCAACCUACAACAUUUAAAUAUAACAGAUGUAAUGAAUACUUUUAUAUUAACUGAACAAAAAUAUUCUCAUCUGUUCGUGGAACGAAAUUAUUUGAAUGCCAUGACAAUAUUCACUUGCAUUAAUUUUACACUCGAUGAAAGAGCGACAUUUCUAACAUUAGUUACAUAUACGACAAAAUCAAAUGACUAUAAGUCCUUUUUGUUUGAUUGCCAAAAACCGUGGUACGCAAAUAAGAAGUUUGACAAAAAUGACUGGAUUAUAGUCAAUUUAGAACAAAUUGGUAAAUAUACAUAUUAA
Molecule: messenger RNA, 1694 nt
Organism: Linepithema humile (Argentine ant)
Lineage: Eukaryota; Metazoa; Arthropoda; Insecta; Hymenoptera; Formicidae
Source: RefSeq, a predicted model, not a curated record